Clupea harengus (Atlantic herring) is the source of this 2044-nucleotide messenger RNA. It is a transcript of the gene cd79a, whose product is annotated as CD79a molecule, immunoglobulin-associated alpha. Gene Ontology annotation, biological process: B cell differentiation; B cell receptor signaling pathway. The record is from RefSeq and is a predicted model, not a curated record. NCBI's taxonomy places the organism in Eukaryota, Metazoa, Chordata, Actinopteri, Clupeiformes, Clupeidae. Gene Ontology annotation, cellular component: external side of plasma membrane; B cell receptor complex.
AAGGCCCAAGCGCUGGCUGAGGACAAAGUAGCUCUGAGUGGGCUGAAGUUGUCACUCACCACUUACAAAAUGGUGCAUGGAUUGGGAUGAUAUGUUAAUAAAUGUGUUUUUUUUUUUAACCUGAAGCAAAUGUUGUCUUUUCCCUUUAUUUUCUUCUUUGAGUAUACCAGAAUGCUUAAUUUACAUGUUAAAAUAAUAAUAAAAAAAAGGUUUAGGUUUGUCACCAUUUUCAGCCCUUCUGAGUCUGCAGGUAUGAAAGAGGAAACCAACCAACCGUCACAAAAAGUAGAAAGAUGUGUUUUGUAGUCUGCGCUGAUGGAGGCUCUGCAGCGUAGCGUAGCGUAGCGCAGCGUAGCCAGUCAAGCUCAUCUCCUGUGGGGCUGCACUUCCACACUGACAUUGAAAGACAAGCUCACUGAGAUCUUUCAAGACAAACAACCAAGGGAAUCAGCCAGGACAUUAAUACUGCAGGGUUACAUGUGUUACCUUCAAGUGUGUGUGUGUGUGUGUGUGUGUGUGUGAGGACACCAGACACUGUUCACUGCUACAACCAAAAGAGGAGUUGAAUUGGAAAAGAUGAACAUCGCAGUUCUUUUUCUGCUUUCUGUUUUCACAGUGGCCCACUGUUUAAACACAACUUGCCCUGCGUCUGAACAUCUACGGGUCCCGCUGGAGUCAGACCAAACAUCGGUGCGUGUCCCAGUCAACAGUGAAGCCGUUUUGAAAUGCUGUUAUAAGCGCGUCCCCGCCAUAACUGUCCGCUCCGUCUGGGUCAUGAGGUACAAUGCGAAGAACAUCACCAACAGCUCGCGUGCGCUCAUGGAGGAGGUGCGAGGUAGCGAGGCAGAGGCCGUGUGUCAGAAGCUGACUCUGAAGGAGGUGCAGCUGAAUGACACAGGCAUGUACCAGUGCUAUCUCAGCAAGGACAAAUACUGCCUGUUCACACACGGCACCUACCUGCAGGUCUACACUCCCUUACGGCGAACCCUGGACAUCAGUGAGAGCUUGAAGAACAGCAUCAUCACCAUGGAGGGGGUACUGCUGCUGUUCAGCGUCCUCAUCCCUGGACUCUGUCAGCUGGGAAAGACAAAGAGAAUCAACAUGCUGGAGAGGAAGAAGCACAGAGAAGAGGAGAAUAUCUAUGAGGGGCUUAACCUGGAUGACUGCAACUCUACCUAUCACCAAAUCACCAGGUCCCAUAUGCAUGGGCCUUACCAGGACGUGGCUAAUGUGGCUGAAGAUGAUAUUCAGUUAGAGAAGCCAUGAAGGAACAGGACAAGGUCGAGCAAAGUAAAGGUUGAUGAACAGGCGUGCUGACUUGUGUGUGUGUUUUAUUUGUUUUUCAUUUUUUAAAUAUUUUUUUGGGGGGGGGGGGAUCACUGCUAAAUAUCAGGAUAUAUUGUAAAUCAUGAAUCUACCCCUGACUGCCUUCGAGGUCUGAUGUCACUCUGAUAUAUUCACAUCUGAACCCGAUACAGUUACAGUUACAGAUACAGAUAGAGUUACAGAUACAGAUACAGGUACAGGUACAGAGACAGAGACAGAGACAGUUAGAGAUACAGUUAGAGAUACAGUUAGAGAUACAGUUACAGUUACAGAUACAGAUACAGAUACAGAUACUAAAUCUGCUAAAUGCCUGGCCUUUACAUUCAGUUCAUCCCAUCGAAACUACUAACACAGAUGAAGUGUUAAAGGAUCCCAAAAUUAAUAUAAUUAUUUGCAGUGUUGAUAAUACUGUAUGUAAUUAUAUCUUUAAUAUUGGUUGUCAUUCGUUUUAAGCCAUAUUUUCACCUGGUUAUACUUUGUGCUCUUUGAUUAUGCUCUAUGUGCUUUUACGAUUUUCCUUAACAUGAACCUUGAUAAGAUGAGUUUUAACAGGCUGUAUGUAAACCAACUCAAGGUCUCUUCAAGGACCAGUGAGAGACAUUCAUGGUCAUGUUUCAACAAGACUAAACACUUUGCUAUCUGGUGUGAACAGCAUUCCAUGUGUGGACAUUCAUGACUAAUAAAGAAACAAUAAAGCAACAAGCUUUCUAACACCAAA